AUGCAUUCUAUCGCUGUUGGAUUGGCCAUUUGUUUUCUGCUUGGAUAUGAACUGACUGCCGUCAUAAGCAGUAAAAGUUACAGCAGCUUACAUCAGUCCAGACUAAUCAGACAUGCACGUGACAUUCGAAAUCGAACAAAAUCGAAAGAGGAGCCCGGUUCCAACGAGCAGAAAUGUAAUUACACCGUUGCCCUGCUGGACUUUCCACCAUAUGUGAUGAACAAAACAAAAAUCUCGGAGAGAGGAUUUAUGUACGACCGAAUAGUUUGGUUUAUAAGUACUGCAUGCUUCGACACGGGACCUGAGGAACAAUUACCGUGCAAUUUGCAGGCCACGUUUGUUAAGAACACCGACGAGUUAGUUGAUUUAGUUAAAAGCAACAAGGUGGAUUUUGCUUUUCCCAUUUUUUCUGAGGCUAAGGAAGCUCUUGAUGGCAUCGAAAACGUAACAAUUAUUCGGGCGUUUGCGUCACAGGGCUGCUCAUUGAUUGUGAACACAAAACAGUGCGAGGCGGAAUCACGUACUCAGUUAUUGACUUCUAUUACCUCACAGUGGCCAAUACUGGCUUGUAUUAUACUGCUUUCUGGCAUUUCAGGAGUAGUUAUUUGGUUGUUGGUAAGCUAAUCAUUACCUGUUUAAUUUUAUCCUCUACAUCUCCAGGCCUUUGGGCGCAAACCAUUUCUUCUUUCUUCUCAUCCUCAUCAAGGUCCUGGGAAUGAAAUACAGAGAAAUACGCUGGUGAAUUUUGCCCUAGCCAUGAUGUUGAUGGGGAUUGAAGUUCUUAGAUAGUAUUUUGUUGACUGGCCUCUUAAUGCUAAAUUUUCUUCAGAAUGCCCACUACCCAGCAAAAACAUUAUUCCAAAAGAAUUUCUAACCGAAAGAAAAUAGUAAAAAAACAAAUCGUUCCGCAUCUUAUGUCUCCAGAAGUAAACUCUAUUUAUUAUUGACAGAGAUGUCGCAUAUGCCUCGGGCUAAUAUUAAAAUGCAUUUCUUGGUUGGCAACAGGAACACAGAACAAACAAAACGUUUUCAACCGCAUUUACAGAAGGCUCUCCUGAGGGAUUCUGGUGGGCAGUGGUGUCACUCACAACAGUUGGGUAAGUUCUAUCAUUAAAACUGAGCAGGACCCCCCUAAGAAAGUAAUAUAUAGACUUAGCCAAAUGAGCCAGGGCUUGAAGCGAAGCGUCCAUUUAUAUCCUUUAAAAUAAAAAAGAGAAAAUUAUCAAUCAAAUUCGAUCACAGUAAUAGUCUUGGAAAGAAUUCUUACCCCUGAAUGGGUUCAAUUGUCGGCAAUUAGUCUCUCGGCAAACAAUUUUCUAAAUAAUGCAUACGUUUUCACGCAUGAAUUCAGCUGUCAAAGUUUUGACCAAGGUAGGGGGGGAGAAGAGGUUGUUCCUGGAGUGUGACCAAAAGCGUGACCAAGCAAUAAUUAAAGCCUUAAAAAUUUAUUUCCGAUGGUAGCCCCUAAAAUGGUUAAUUUUGUUCCAAAAUGAGACGCAACGUACACGUCUGGGACUUCCCUCCCUAUCCGGGUCGACUGAGGUUUUUACCCCUACCCCCAGAGUUGUACGGACGGACGGACAACGGGAGUAAGCUGACGUCAUAACCAAAUUUUCUGGCGUCGAUAGGUUUCCAUUUUCUAUAAGUAUGGGGCUUCGCGCGCGCGGACGCUCCGCUAUUAUUAUAAAAGUACGUAGAAAGUGUAUCAUAAACUCUUUUUAUCAGUGUCAUUAUUUUUACUGUGACGGACGUAACAAACAGUUUUUUUAAUUGUUGUAUUAAAUAUAAUUUCCACCACUUGGACUUAGCCAAAACCUCUGUCAAUUGUAGUGCUAAUGCUCUUUUUUUUAAAAGAAAUCAUUUUAUUUUCCCACGUCAAGGAAAACGCUAUUUGAGGGUUAGAGAAUUUGUUACACUAAUUUUUAAAAUUUAUUACUCACAUUGCAGCAACGAUUAUCAUAUUAAAUAACAAUAUAGUUGUAAAGUUUUUUUACGUGACAGAUGUAUAUGAAAUAAAUCAUAUAAGAUUUUUCAAUCACAUUCAUCUUUUUCACGGGAACAUAUGAACACAUAAUUGACCAGCUCCCAACAUCAGUGGCUUCAUAGCUCAGUUGGUUAGAGCACCAGUACCGUGAGGUCACGGGUCCAAAUCUCGUUGAAGUCCCGCAUUUUUUUCAGGCUUCUUACGCAAUUGCAUAAAUUGCGUGCACAACUACGAGGACCAUUCUUCAUUUGAUUUCUUCAUUUGAAAGCUUUUUUAGUUGUAAAGUUGCCUCUCUUCACAACUUUGAGAAUUUAUGAAGCCAAGUGAAAACAAUAUCACAUUAUAUUAAGGCAGGCCUGAAAGCGGAGCUCCAAUUGCAAACUAGAGCACUUUAAAAAACCAACAAUACGUUGAUAAAAAGCUAAAAGAUUAGAGGUUUAGGUUUUUUCCAAAUUUUCUUACUCGUGGUGCUUAAAAAGCCUCUUAUAAAGGCUUAAGAUAGACCGACCGCUAUAUCAAACUAACGGUAUGAGGAUGUUGGAAAGUGUUGUUGUGUUGUUGUUGUUGUUGGAAACUAGUCAAGUCAAGUCAAUUUUUAUUUAAACUCACACAAGAAUAGUAAUUAAUACAAAUUAGUGCUGUAAAAUCUUAAAAACUGUUACGCUUUAAAUGAAACGAGGAGGGCUGUUAAGAUUACUUCUAUAAGAGAGGAUUCAUUUUUUGCCUUACUUUCUAUUGCAAGGUAUUUUAUAACAGGGCGAAUUAUAACUCUUCAAAUUUUCAAUUUUUUUCCUGCAGCUACGGUGACAAAACGCCAAAGACCUUUCCCGGCCGUUUGUUUGGAGUUGUGUGGAUUCUUGUAGGAGCAAUUAUGCUGUCUCUCUUCACUGCUUUAUUUACAAACGCCAUGCAGGCUGCCCUAGAUGGAACAAAAUGCCAAGAUAUUGCCUCCAAUGAGGUGGGGGUCUAAAGCCAAAAUAGAUUCCUGACUUAAACGGUUUUCGCACUAAUCUUGUCAGAAAAUUUACAGGGUUGGUACAGAUUUCUGGAUCCAAAAUUCAACGCUUUUUCUAGACUUUUUUUCCAAAACAAUAAUUACUUUUUCCAGACUUACGGUUGUCAAAUAGAGACCUUCAAAACGCAGAAACAAAGCUUUUUUCAUGAUGCUCUGUAAACGAGCCGGCGAAACGAAAACAUUUCACUUAUAAGGCACUUAUUGUAGCUUGGUUAAAAAAAAAAACUCAAGACUUUCUACCAUUUUUCCAGACUUUUUCCAGGUCUGGAAAAUUGCUGGGCAAAUUUCAAGAACUUUUUCCAGAAUUCAAGACUCAGUACGAACCCUGAUUUACCAUAAGGUAUAAGUGCAGCAGCGUAGCCGAGCGGUUGGGCGCUAGACUUGGAAUUCGCGAGGAGGCCUCGAGUUCAAGACCCGCCCUGACCGCUAGCUAGAUUUGUUUCUCGUUAGUCCCCUGUUCCAAUCCCCUGUUCCAAUCCACGACCACGCUUCUUGAAACAGCCAAUUCGCCUGUCGCUUCCCUUGUUUUUUUUUUUAUUUGAUUUUUUGCUCGGCCACUCUAACCUUUCCACUAAUAAUUGAAAUCUGGCACCUGAGUGAAUUUUUAGCUCCAAUUUAUUUGGCUGAACUACCCCUAAGAUUGUUAGAGGCCAACGACUGUAGGAGCUAGAAUGAAUAAACUUACCAGCAUUUUUUUAAAUACGUUUUAAUAACAUGGAGCUAGUAUGGUACGUACCACUCUAAUCUUUCGCUAUCGGUUCAAAACUAUUAAAGUCGAUGCAACACUUACGCCAAUCGCUUGUCAAUGGAUGAUGCUCAUAUCAAUGAAUUGAUUAGUUUUAAUCAGAGAAUAUGUAUGUUAUUGUAGGUGGGAGUUUCCAUCAAGGAAACCGAAACACAAGUGGUAGCAAAGGAAUUUGAGGCAAAUAUUGUCAGUGAGUACCGAGUGUAAUCUAAUCGUUGCCUGAGUAAUUGCCUAAUAAUUGCAAAUGCUGGGCUAGACUUUUCAAGCACGUCCUAACCGUUUCCUUUUGUAAAAGAAACAGAAAAAAUGCAUGAAAGGCAUAGGCGUUUUGGUCAACUAACAAUAAACUAGACAGUACUGCCAUUCUGAAAACGCUUAAGUUCCCUCUCUUUACAACUUCGAGAAUUUAUGGGGCCAAGUGAAAACAACAUCACAUUAUAUUAAGGCAAACCCAAAAGGGAAGCUCCCAUUGAAAACUAGACAAUGAAAAUAGGAAAUUUCAUAUAUUAACCUAUAUUUACUACACAAACUCUAUUUUCUUUUAAAUUUUACUCAGGUUAAAGGGGUCCUUACCCAUCGCCUGUUAUUCUAGGAGACGCGGUUGAAGACGACGAGUUAGAAAACUUAAUACAAUAAAUUUUACUUACGCAUGUAGGAUAAAUUGCAAUGCUUUCUUCUAUUUUCCCGUAAAUAGUAUGAAAAAACAUGCUUUGGAUAGCAUGCAAAAUUACGUAAAAACAUGAACCAUACAAGAAAACCUAGUGUAAAUAGAGUUCAAAGUUCAAAGACAGUGAUAUAACUACAAUAUAUUAACUUACAGCAAACUAUUCAAUUUAUAGAGUUUGACAACCUGGAACAAAUGCAAAGGAAUUUGAGUAGUGGAGAUAUUGGCAGAGUACUUGUGGAUCGAAACACGGCGUUUCACUUCUUGGAUAAAUCAGGGUUGAAAAGGAACAGGCAAAUACGCCUAAUUCGAAACAUUGAUUAUCCCAUGGAUUACUUCCUAGCUUUUACAAAAAGAGACAGCUCACCCCUUGAAAUUGCAGGAUGUGGGCCUACUUUGAAAGAGUUAACGGGAGAUUUAGUGUCGGUUGCCAAAUCAACAGCUCAAGAACGACUCAUACCCGCCCAGCUACAGGUGAUUUACUUUUUGUCAUUAUUAUUACUAUUAUUCGCCUUUUUUUCAGUUGAAACUAAUCAGGUCGAUAUUGACUAGGCCUUUGUACAUUAUUGUUUCUCCACUAAAAUGCUCGGUCGCUCCCACAAAAGUUACUAACAUGCUCGAUAACGCUCAUCAUACAGAGUCUUUCUUUACAGUUUUAAAGCAGCACAGAAUGAUCAUCUACACGGCUAUGUUAAGGCGAAAUUUGAAUAUGUUCAAAAAGUGCUAGCAUAAUGUGUGUGCAGUUGAACCUCUCUACAACGGCCACCUUGGGGACAGAAGAAAGUGGCCUUUGUAGAGAGGUUGAAACAAGAGUGAAUAUAUGGACUGUCGGCCAAAAAAUGUGGCCGUUGUAGAGAUGUGGCCGUUAAAGGCGGUUCGAAUGUAUUUGCUUAGUGUCUGGAGCUCUUUGUCCUACAAACAGACACUUUAUUUGUCUGUUUUUCUCUUUCUUUGUCUACAUUAUACGCGAAAAGUAAGUAUUUUUUUUCUUGAUUUUCUUCAGACUGCAAGUUUGUCAAACGAAAUGGAGGGCUUGUUCUCUACUGGCUCACAAAUGACCACAUUUAUGUUGUUUUGUCUUUUGGGAAUAUUCGGAGCCCUGGUAUGUUUGGGUAUCCUGUGGGAAGUCUACACUAGGUGCAACGUUAUGGUGACGAAACGAAAAGGUAAACAUUACUUUUUGUUAUACGGUAGUAAUUCUUUCCACUACGGCGCCCGCUUUCCAUGGCUACUUCCAGGUCAUAUGACAUCUAACAAUAAAAGAUGUUUCCCGCCACGUUUCUGAGCGGGGAGCAUUGCAAAACCUAGUAAGAGGUAACUGUGCACUGUUACCUUGUUGUUCGAUACAGCUUGGAGUAUAUCAUAGUUUCCCACUGUCUUCGGCUUUCUAUAGAUUUAAAUGUCAGAGCUUCGUUUGCCAUGCCCUGUCACGUGUUUUUCUUGUCUUAGAUUCAGUUCAUGCAACUUUUGAUGUCGAUGCCAUAGGUAGUGCAACGCUACGAGUACCUCGAUCACAAGCACUAGCGCGAUUCAAAUUUCCGGCAACAUGACAAAAGACGAACGGUGCUGAUAAAUCGCGACACUGCAGCCUGAAUAACAUUUAACAGCAGAAAAUCCAACUUAUACAAAGGGAUAGAUAAAUUCAAAGAUGGUAUGGUAAUUUCUCGACCGACAACUCAAAGGUGCAAUUCUGUACGAAUCAAGUAUCUUAUCAGUUGUUUUUUACCGCGGAGCAUGCGUUGUCUCAAAUUUAAAUAUUGUUGUUUUCCUCAGUAAUAUAUUAUGUUGUUUCGAAUAAUCGUUGUGUCGAAUAAUUUCCGUAGAACGGCUGUUCUGAAAAACACACCAAUUGUAAACUAAAGCUACAAAGCAAAGAAUUGCACUAAAAAAAAUUUGAGGGCGUACCUGUGCUUAAAUUUCUCCAGAGGCUUGCUUUAGAUUUUCCGUAAAAGUCGUUCGUGGUCUUCUAGCGCAUGUAACGCCCUCAAUUUUUUUCAGUAGAAUCCUUAGGAGUGAAGCUUUAGUUUACAAUUGAUAUUUUUUUCAAAACAGCCGUUCUACGGAAAUUAUUCGACAUUAGAUUUUCAUACAAACAUUGUAAUUUUUCACGCGUUUGCCUACUCGUCAAGAUGGCGUCGAAAACCGAGAGAAAAAAUCAUUUUUCUCUCUCCCCGCCGCGUGUCGCCUUUUCUCGCGUGGGUUGAUUUUCACGCGCGCUCGCGUUUCGCUCGCUCUACUAUCCCUGAGGAAAAAUGGGGGACUACUCGUAGUCUACGAAAACCGUGACAAGGUCUAUUAGAGAUUUUUUUUUCCCUUUGCAGGAAAUUCACCCGACAAAGGAAAUCUCAUUAACCUUCACAACAAAACAAUGUCCAUGAUGCAGAAUUUUAUAGAAAUGGAGGAAAGACUACAAAACUUGACAACAGAAUUGCGAAAGAUAAAGGAGGAAUACGCGAGCACCAUAACAAAUCAGCGACACAAGCGGAGUGAUGAUCAUGAUAAUGAGGACGAUAACCGACCGCUCUUUAACUUUUUUAAAAAUGGGAAGAGUAAAAAUACAGAAACGAUACUUUAGGAUUUAAUUUUGCAGAAAACGUAUUCUUUUAACAGGGGCACCCAACGUCAAUUUUCGGAAAAUAUCUGUUCGGAAGACGAUUUGAGAUCUAGAAUUUUCGGAACAUUUAUUGUAAUAUGUCUUGCUUGCCUGCCUCUCCUAGGAUUUUCGAACGUCUAAAAAAUGCUAUAAUUGCCCAUUUUAACGGAUUUUUACCCUAAAAAGGUCACCUAGAAUUUUCGGGAGCCUUUUUUCUUGCUGAAAUUUUCGAAAAGGUAAGUUUUAAUCCCUAUAAUUUUCGGAUCACUAGGCUUUCAGCUAGGAAAUCCGAACAGAUGAAAAAUGUUUGGGGAUAAAAAUAUGCCUAUAUCUACCGUUUAAAUACUAAAAUACGUUGAACAAUGCUAUGUUUAAGUGGUUUUGAACUAUAUUCUCGUUGGGUGCCCCCGAAAAAUGCAGGCAAAAAGCGAGUAUUAUCCUCCUCAUCUGGGAUUGUCAGUCACUAUCUGUCUUUUCCAGCCGUUUAGCUGUAUCCUGAUCGCGAUGCUAGAUUUGUCGCUGAUACGCAUAUCACUUUGUGGCUUCAAUGAGGAUUCGAGGAAACUAACUCUUCCAACUAAAUAAAUGUCCGGCUGAACAGCAAAGGAAACUGAAGAAUACCUUUUUUAUUUUUAUGGUAAGGCGGUUAACCUGAUUGAAGAUUUGCCUGAAACAAGAAUGGUCAUGAGCCCUGGCCUAUAAAACAGUUCUAUUCGGGUAUGAACUUGUGUAUUCAAAACAUGCCAGUCUGAUCUUAUAGGUCUUACAAGCCAGUGUAUGUUUUUAUUUGUUUUUGUUUGUUUGUUUUUUUCAAUAGAGACCUUAAGCAACGACGACGACCACAACGACAACUUCAAAAAACAACAGGUUUAAGGAUGAAAAACAACAGCUUUGCACGUACAUCACGCUUUUUAGUACAUUUCUUUGACGUCAACUGCAGGACUACGACGUGAAACCACCUACUUUGACGUUUUAUGCAGGACGUGGACAUACGACGACGGGUUUUCCUUCCUCUUUUUGAACCUGAACAAAAUCCUUAAGAAUUCAACUCCAGGAAAAGUCGCCUACGUUUGACAUAUUGAGCGGGUCCAAAUAGACGCGAUAAAGUUUGAAAAUACGCAAAUUCAUUUUUUUAGCGACGUUUUCACCGUCGUCGUCGUCGUCAUUGCUUAAGGUCCCUAAUUAUCUCGUGAGAACAGCAGAUCAAGUUUGAAUUGGGUUAAGGUUUCCUUAAAUUUGAACCCUCGGCCUUGUACCUUGUCCCGCUGUGUUUAUGCCUCCGCAGUUUACGUAAACCAGCUUUAAAGCACUGAAAAUAACCCUGUAAUUUACUAUUUAUCGUCCAACUUUAAAUAUUACUAUAUUAUACCCAAUGUUGUAUUUUCUUAGUGAAAUUACUGGAAAGCAUACUUUUUAUGAACUACUAUAUAUCAGAUACUCUGGGUACCAGAGGUUUUUCUCGCGUGCGGUGGGAAUUUUCGGUGUUGGCCGAAGGCCGACACGUCUUCGGCCGUAGGCCGAAGCCACGAGCGGCGAAGCGGGUCACUAUAAAGACUUGACAGAAACCGGAAACCGCGCUAGAAAAGUCUCUGGCACCCAGGGUAUAUAUCAGAUACAUCGUGACUAGAAUUAGGCAAUAUCAAUUUGUCAAAAUAAGCUGUAACCAAAAAAAAUUUCAUAAACUACGAUAGGAAAAAAUUACGUAUAGCAUUCUGAAAAAAAUCCCAAUAACUUUUGACCUGUUUUUGUUGUUUAUACAAAGUACAGUAAACCAACGAGAAAUAAAUGUAAAGCAAAACAUUGAACUUAAUUAGCUAAAGGUCAGUUCGAGUAUAGGCGAAUUCUUGCUGAGGUCAUCGUUUUUUUACAUUUUGCUUAUUAGUACACGGGUUGACCAACACAAGACGUCGCUGUAUACAAAAACUAAGUUCAAAAGAGCUGGUCAAUUUGAGCAAUUUGUGCAAGUUUCAGCUCGUUGCCAAGCAAGGAACUAGCAGAAAUCAAUCAAAGUAGACCUAUGGUGAACACGUGGAUAAAGUAAAUUAUGUAGAGAU
Messenger RNA from Porites lobata, 9055 nucleotides. The record is from the annotation of a GenBank genome assembly. Lineage: Eukaryota; Metazoa; Cnidaria; Anthozoa; Scleractinia; Poritidae.